Messenger RNA from Oncorhynchus kisutch (coho salmon), 4223 nucleotides. Its product is annotated as protein lifeguard 3. The transcript has 13 exons. Bases 256 to 1269 code for a protein of 337 amino acids. Lineage: Eukaryota; Metazoa; Chordata; Actinopteri; Salmoniformes; Salmonidae. Gene Ontology annotation, cellular component: Golgi apparatus; membrane; endoplasmic reticulum. Gene Ontology annotation, biological process: negative regulation of apoptotic signaling pathway. The record is from RefSeq and is a predicted model, not a curated record.
CCUGCUGCGGGAGGAAACAAGGAGGGGUCAGAAAGAGAGAAAAGGGACCAUAGAGAGAGAGAGAGAGAGAGAGAGAGAGAAGCUAACAGUUUCAAAACUCGACGGAAUUAGAGUUUCAAACUUCAAUAAUUAGUUCAUCUGUCGUUUAGAGAUUGGGUGGUUAUAGCCGUGUUAUAAGACUGGUCGCCUUUAUCGUUUUUUGUCUUGUUGUCAUUGUUUGCGUUCUUGUUUUUCCUGGAUUCAUUGCGUGACAGUAUGUCUCGGUCUGACUUCCCCCUGGGUUACGAUGAUUCUCAUUCCCCCCUCUAUGGCCCCCAAGGUGGUAACUACCCCCCUCCCCCUGCCUAUGGCUUCCCUGCCAAUGGAGGUCCCCCAUCAGGCCAGCCCUCGUCCUUCUACCCCUCUGGUCCCCAUGGACCUCCAUACCCCGGCCAGCCUGCCGGGUACCCUGCUGGGCCCUACCCCGGCCAGCCUCACUCCGGGGGUCCAGGGUACAACAACCAGCCUAUGAUGCCACCCAUACCCCCUAUAAUCCCCCCUAUGAUGCCUAGCAAUGCACUGAGCGGCGAUGGAGAGGGGUUUGCGGCAGGCAGCUUUGACAGUCUGAAAGUGCGACACUCCUUCAUACGAAAGGUGUAUAUGAUCCUGGCAUCUCAGCUACUCGUCACUGUCGCAAUUGUGUCCGUCUUCACAUUUGUUGACUCUGUUAAGAAGUUUGUGAUCGCAAACCCAGCUGUCUACUGGGCAUCAUUCGCUGUGUAUUUCGUCACUCACAUUGUGCUGGUCUGCUGUAAAGGACCCAGGAGGAAAUUCCCAUGGAAUGUCAUCCUGCUGGCCAUCUUUACACUGGCCAUGUCCUACAUGACGGGCACCAUAUCCAGUUACUAUGAUACUAAGGCAGUGUUUCUGGCUCUGGGCAUCACCGUCAUUGUGUGUAUCAUCACCACUGUCUUCUGCUUCCAGACCAAGGUGGACCUCACCUCAUGCCCAGGCCUAUUCUGUGUCCUGGGGAUCGUUGUCAUGGUGGCAGGCAUCAUCACAGCCAUUGUGCUCUCCUUCAAAUAUAUUCCUUGGCUUCACAUGGUGUACGCGGCCGUUGGCGCAAUAGUCUACACACUGUUUCUGGCGUACCACACACAGCUGUUGAUCGGCAAGGGGAAGAACUCUAUCAGUCCAGAGGAGUAUGUGUUCGCAGCGCUCUCCAUCUACAUCGACAUCGUCCAGAUCUUCCUGUGCCUGCUGCAGCUUAUUGGUGCAGCCAACAGAUGAAUCCCCGGAAACAACGUUCCUUCCCAUCCCCUCCCCCCCGAGACAGGCAGACUCGGCUCACCAGAGUGCAACUGCACUCACUAUAGAAUUAGAAUGAGUAGAAUGGAAAUACUGGUGUACCUACCACAGAACGUUGUUUUGAAUUGGAACGUUCUUUCUACUAAUUCUAAUUCUAUGGAUUUGACUUCGCUAACGCACAUAUUUAGCCAUUUUCAUGAAGUCUACUCUUCUGCUAAAAUGCAUCUGCUUGCAAAGACAUAUGUAGUAAUAUACUAGUAUAGACACCAGUGGUGUAAAAUAACUAAGUAAAAAUACUUUGAAGUACUACCUAAGUAGGUUUUGGGGUAUCUGUACUUUACUAUUUCUAUUUUUGACCAAAUUCACUUUUACUCCACUACUCUCCUAAUGAAAAUACUCCCGUACAUUUUCCCUUACACAUAAGAGUACUUGUUACAUUUGAAUGUUUAGCAGGACAGGAAAAUGUUACAAUUCACACACUUAUAAAGAGAACACGUGGUCAUCCCUACUGCCUCUGAUAUGGCGGACUCACUAAACACAAAUGCUUUGUGCAUUUUACACUUUUAAUCAAGUAGUAUUUUACUGGGUGACUUUCACUUGAGUCAUUUGCUAUUAAGGUACAGGAUCUUGACUUUUACCAAAGUAUGACAACUGGGUACGUUUUCCACCACGGAUAGACACACUGAAUACAAAGCUGUAACUUUAAUCUAACUAUCUUUAUAUGAAGAUUUUUUUAAUUUGAUAUUUUUUGUUUAUAAAGUAAAAAUGUGUGUUAUGAGCUGGGAGCAGUAAGAUACUUUCUGAACUUGUCCAGUAGGUUUGUGCCUGCUGAAGGCAACCCUGAGGUGUAUUCACUAGGAGCCAAACGGAGGCAAACAAAAGCAACAGGAACCAAAUGGGGAGGGAUAUUCCUGAAAUGGUUCACUAGAAACUUGUUUUUGUUGCAAAACAUUUUCCAAUGCGAAAUGUUAAACUACGGUUUGCACUAAUAAAUACACCCCCCAAUAUCAGUAUUCCUCUGAGACACAGAGAGGAAGGAUUUUUGAUUUUUUUUACUCUGUAUGUCUGAUGCUUUUCUAUGAUUGUUACAUUUCUAUUUGGGUAGUCAUGAGCGAAAGCUCAGUGCUGAUUGGCUUGAUUUUUAUGCACUUUUUGGUAACGAGUGUCACCUUAGGCUGCGUUUAGACAGGCAGCCCAAUAUUCUUUUCAGUAAUUGUUGACCAAUCAGAUCAGCUCUGAAAAAGAUCUGAUUAGUGGAAAAAAGAUCAGAAUUGGCUGCCUGUCUAAACGCAGCCAUAGUGAUGCCAUCUUUAAGAUAUGCUUUUAUGUAAAUGCAAUGUCUGUUUCUGAUGUACUUGUUAACACAUAUAGGAGUAUACCUAAUAUAGUAUUGUGAAAUUCUGUUAGCUGUAUUGUUAUGUACUGGUUUAAACAUACCAGGCUCAAAUGUGUGUUUAGAACCCUCAGAACAGAACAUUCCAAUUGAUCACUUGGCAAACUGCUGCCAACUCCAAAUAUUAGAGUAGAACACUGAGAACCAUAGCCGCAGGAAGCUGUUUGGGGGUCGUGGAGCAGUGCUUUUUCCACCGGCAGGUGGGUAGUGGCGCUACAGACCUGCUAUAAUGGCUAAUACAGGACUAGUAAAUGCACAGUGGACUACUUUGGUGAGAAUUUCUAUUGUUACAUUCGGAUUCCUCAGGGGGUGCAGCACCCCUACUUUCCGUGGCUAUAGAGUACCACAGUAUGAGUCAUAAUACCCAUGAAACCUAGCGGUCAAACAAGGAAAUGGUUCCAAUCAUUUUUCCCACAGGGGAUUUUAGAAACACUUAAAUACUUACUACGGGCUGUGUUUCUUGUAGGCUUACCCUGGCAUGACAUUUUGUGUAAAUCUCAUUAGGACAAGGUGACUUUUGUCUUUAUUUAUUUAUUCGCCUGUAUUUACCCCCCCCCCCCCCCCCCCCCAAAUGAAAUGACAAUUAGCUGCUAUUGUGGCUAUCAUAAAGAACUACAAAUGCCAUGAUGAUCUGGACGAAACUGCCAAAUUCGAGGCAAAGGUAAGAAUCUCUGGAUUAACUAUCUAAUGUUAGCUAGAUGUUGUAAUGAAUAAAUUGGAUACAUUUCUUUAAAUUGACAAUUCUGUAAACUUUUUUCAAUUGACACAAUACCUGUUAGCCAAGGUGUCAGCUAGAGAUGACGUGCAGGAACUUACAGCGAUUUGUAGUUUUGCAUGGUCUGCUUUGAUGCUAAUUAGAAUUUUAGAAUCUGAGAGUAAAUAAAGAUGAAUAUAUUGAUAAAAGUCACCUUGUCUGAGAGAGAUUUACACGGUUAUCAAAACAUCACACCAUGGUAAGCCUAUACGAAACAACCCGUAUGGAUUCUAAAAUCCCCUAUGGGAAAAAUGAAUGGUGGAAAAACGAUUGGAACCAUCGCCAGUGACUAUGCUGAGAACAGUCCAAAAUGUACACAUCAAAGCAUUAACAUCUGAUGUUCUUUUCUACAUGAUGAGAAGAAAGGAAGCCACUUUAUAUUGAGAUUAAAUGAUUGAUUGUUGAGCUAAAUUUAAAGGGAACAUGCCUCAAAGGGUGUACUUACUUAGCUGACACCCUUGAGUUGAGUAAUGAGGGAAGUGCAGGUAGACUGCCCCUAAGUGCUGAUCUAAGGUCAAUUUUAUAGUGGUUGAUGUUGGAACUGGGUGUGGUGAGCUAAUUCUAUAACUGAGUUUAGGGGCAUCUCUAGACUCAUUUUGAGAUGUAUGUCUCUGAAACCUUUGGCGCCAAUUUGUUUCCACUGAGAUUACUAAUUAGAAUGUGGUUGCCAUGGAAUAUUUGGUGCUAGCUUGGAGGACAGUUGCCAAAGUCUAUAGGAGCAUGCUAAUGAGAAAAAUAUGGACACAUCUAUAUUGAUUUUCAUAUCAAAUAAAAUAUUUUAUUGCCAUA